This is a messenger RNA of Aaosphaeria arxii CBS 175.79, 966 nucleotides long. Its product is annotated as GAF domain-like protein. NCBI's taxonomy places the organism in Eukaryota, Fungi, Ascomycota, Dothideomycetes, Pleosporales. Bases 110 to 637 code for a protein of 175 amino acids. The record is from RefSeq and is a predicted model, not a curated record. The transcript has 5 exons. Gene Ontology annotation, molecular function: protein binding; L-methionine (R)-S-oxide reductase activity. Gene Ontology annotation, cellular component: cytosol.
GUUUUCUUGAUAUCGCAAACCCAGGUACCGAAGGAAUAAUACUACCAACUGUUCGUUUAAUAAUACCGUGAUUAGACAGGAAGUAAUACAAUAAUCAUCAUCAUUCACAAUGGUCCACGCCGAUUCAUCGACCUUCGCGGAGGGUUUGAGCAAGAAGGAUGUGUAUGAGCAGAUUCUCGAGCAGGCGAAGGCGCUGUUUGAUGGGCAGAGGAAUUGGGUCUGCAACCUAGCCAACACAUCCUCCCUCCUCUACCACGGCCUACACUCCCUACCCUCUCCCUCCUCCGCCGUCAACUGGGCCGGCUUCUACGUGUCCGACCCCAAGGACCCCAACUCCCUCGUCCUGGGGCCCUUCCACGGGCAGGUCGCGUGCCAGGUGAUUGCGUUCGGCAAGGGCGUGUGCGGGACGGCGGCGAAAGAGCAGAAGACGCAGCUUGUGGAGGAUGUGGAUGCGUUUCCCGGCCACAUCGCUUGCGAUGGGGCGAGUAAGAGUGAGAUUGUUGUGCCGAUUGUUAAGGAGGGGAAGGUUGUCGCGAUCAUUGAUCUUGAUUGUGCGGAGUUGAAGGGAUUUGGCGAGGAGGAUAAGGUGGCCCUUGAGGAGUUGGCACAGUUGAUUGCGGACUCUUCUGACUUUUGAGAGAGAGGAUAAGACUCGUGUUCAUGAUCACAGUGCUCGGCACUGUGAGGUCAAAUCUAUCUGCCAACUUCAUCCUGCCGCCUCCCCCGAGUGUGGUAGACAAAAACCAUCUUAUGAUGCUGUCAGUUGCAUGAAUUGGGGUGCACAACGAAGUGCAGCGUCUUACAAGAGAAUAUUGAAGGAUGGGUUGAGAGUAUGAGAAGCAUAGUGUAUCCCAGGGAAAGAGAUUGUAUUGGGGGUGGCCAAGGUACAGACCACUGAGCCAGAGCUAUCCUGUGCAUCUUGAGGAAAAGACUACGACUAUUCCAGAAUCUCUCAUUCCGAUUAUG